Monopterus albus (swamp eel) is the source of this 709-nucleotide messenger RNA. RefSeq names its product protein eva-1 homolog C-like. The record is from RefSeq and is a predicted model, not a curated record. Lineage: Eukaryota; Metazoa; Chordata; Actinopteri; Synbranchiformes; Synbranchidae. Gene Ontology annotation, molecular function: carbohydrate binding. The transcript is spliced from 4 exons. Bases 175 to 639 code for a protein of 154 amino acids.
CCCGACCCCAGAGAAACCUCGAUCCCAGCCUUACAGCACUGUGGUGGGAGGAUGAGGGAAGUCUAGAGACAUGAUGGGAUCUCCUGCAUACGGAUACAGAACCUGAAACUCGGUGCUGCUGCUGUUGGACUUACUAAUGCGACGGAGAAACUUACAAACUUUGAGGUUUCAAGGAUGUUCUUCUCAGAUGGGUCUGUCUCAGCCGUCAGUUAUGUGCUCCUGCUGGGAAUAACGUGUCUGAUCGUCCUCUGCGAUCUCACCCGGGGCUCUUCAGACUUUUCAGGUUACCUUUCCAAAGUGCUACGGAACUACACAGAGCUGGCUUGUGAUGGAGACUUCCUGUCUGUUCGCUGUCCAUCCCGCACCACCAUCACCAUCCAAUCAGCUUUCUAUGGACAGACAGGCGCCUCUGACCCCCAGCAGUGCCCUCACACCUACCAGGCCGUCCUCAGUUCUUACAAAGCUCAGGAAAAUGGCCAAUCUUGUUCUGUGUCCACAGCAUUACAGAAAAUGCUGGACGAGUGCCAAGACAGAAGGAGCUGUCAGGUCCUUGUCAACAGCCGCGUGUUUGGGACAGACCUGUGUCCUGGCAGCAGUAAAUAUCUCAUUGUCUGGUACAAAUGCAGACCUAGAAGAUAAGAGUAUCAUUCCAGAGGGGGUCCACAACAGUUCAUUAAUCCCACCCAGAUUCUAGUCUCCAUUCAUGGCC